Synchiropus splendidus (mandarinfish) is the source of this 2868-nucleotide messenger RNA. Its product is annotated as copine-3-like. Gene Ontology annotation, biological process: ERBB2 signaling pathway; cellular response to calcium ion. Lineage: Eukaryota; Metazoa; Chordata; Actinopteri; Syngnathiformes; Callionymidae. The coding region runs from base 1056 to 2681 and encodes 541 amino acids. Gene Ontology annotation, molecular function: calcium-dependent phospholipid binding; receptor tyrosine kinase binding. Gene Ontology annotation, cellular component: plasma membrane. The transcript is spliced from 16 exons. The record is from RefSeq and is a predicted model, not a curated record.
AAACCAAACUGCAUUCAUGCUAAAUGUCGGUGAAAGUUCAUUACAGGGUCAGGAUCUGUCAGCUUCACUUCAUCGAUUUAAAAAUCGCAGUGAUGACGAGGAUAUUCCUUAAAUCGGUCCAAAACACUGAAACACUCAGUGACAGCAUCGGUUCACGUCGCGGGAAAUGAAUGGAACUUACUAUCUGAGCAGAUCUGCUUCUGCUCACCGUCGUCCAGGAGCAUCUACUGGCCCCUUUCAUUCGGACAGGUCCAGAAAAAGGCAGCGAAACGCGGCUGAUACUUCUCGUCAGAAUGAGUCCAGCCAUUCUGUCAAAAAAGUUGUCAGAGUCGCUGGAGGUCGGCUUUAUUGGGGACUGGAGCGCAAAUAUUUACAACGAUGAGGCGUUCAGGAGCAACGCCCAUAAGACGUUGCGAUGCUAAAUAUUCAUUUAGCGUCUCCGUGAUUAGCUUUCUGGAAAAUAUGAGCCACUGUCGGAACAAGUGAAUUUAUUUAUCACGACUACACAUCUCGUAAAGAGAGGUCAGUGAACGCACCCUGAAGAAGUCCCACACUUGCGCAGUCGACGAGAAACCUUUCCGCCUCCAUUGGUUCCGCACUUAAAUUACCCCAAUCGGCGCACGAUGUCAGUUCAUAAAAAUGUUUAUUUUAAACUAAUCUCCGCUCGUCUAGAAUGAAACUUGGACCGGAUAAAUACACCCUGGAGUCAACAGGGAGUGGAAGGAGGUUUGUGAUACGAACACUUCAGGCCAAAUACUGGUGAAUGUUGUUAUGUGGAUCACGUUUGUAAGUUUUACAUUCAUUUUAACAGGAUCGCUUACCUAUAACAUUUUGAUUUUCCCGGUGUAACGUAAAUAUGACUAUGGGUAUGACGUAAAGCACUAGAAAAUGACAUUUGAGUUGACGUUGGUGAAGACAUACGUCAUCAGACGGUGCCCACUGGCGGUGUUGUGCUGGCCAGCUGCCGCUGUCAGUAGCCCCGCAGUUCAGUCACCAAGCGCAGCUUCGCCUCGUAUCCGCAGGGAAACCAAAAGCUUCUUUUCCAAGAAGCUGCCAUGGCUUCGUGCGGCCCUCCCACGCUGGGACCCACUCAUCUGGCUACCAAGGUGGAACUGACCAUCUCUUGUGAGAAUCUGCUGGACAUGGACAUCUUUUCUAAGUCGGACCCGCUAUGUGCGCUGUACAUCAACUCCACUGGCUCCCAGUGGUACGAGUUCGGGCGCACUGAGAUGAUUUUAAACUGCUUGAAUCCAAAGUUCUCCAAGAAGUUUGUUGUGGACUACUAUUUCGAAAUGGUGCAGAGACUCAGGUUUUGUGUCUACGACAUCGAUAACAACACCUACGACCUUGGGGAUGAUGACUUCCUUGGUGAGCUUGAAUGUACCCUCGGACAGAUUGUCUCCAGCAAAAGGAUGACUCGACCGUUAGUCUUAAAAAGUGGAAGACCUGCAGGUCACGGAACGAUCACAAUAUGUGCGGAAGAAAUAACUGACACCCGAGUGGCUAAUUUUGAGGUGUCUGCCCGAAGGCUAGAAAAGAUGUAUUUGUGGUGGACUGACCCGUUUAUUGAACUCUACAAGCAAACGGAGACAGGAUGGCUGCUGGCUCACAGGACCGAGGUGAUAAAGAACAACUUAAACCCGACGUGGAGACCGUUCCGCGUCUCUCUCCGUUCUCUUUGUGGAGGAGAUGUGGAAAGGGCUAUUAAGGUUGACUGCUUUGAUUAUCAUGUCAACGGCUCCCACAAACUCAUCGGGAGCUUUCAAACCACGUUGGCUGAGUUGCAAGGUGCAACACACACCUCCCCGGUUGAAUUUGAAUGCAUUAACUCAAAGAAGGUGAAGAAGAAAGGUUAUAAAAACUCUGGUGUCAUUUGCAUCAAGCGCUGCCAGAUCGAGAGGGAGUUCACCUUUCUGGAUUACAUCAUGGGAGGAUGUCAGAUCAACUUCUCUAUUGCAAUAGAUUUCACAGGCUCGAACUUGGAUCCCAGCCUGCCGCAGUCCCUCCACUAUAUCAACCCAGAGGGCUAUAAUGAGUAUCUGACAGCCAUCUGGGCGGUGGGUCACGUCAUUCAAGACUACGACAGUAACAAGAAGUUUCCUGUCUUUGGAUUUGGGGCGCAGGUGCCCCCAACCUGGCAGGUUUCCCAUGAGUUCCCCAUCAAUUUUAACCCAUCGAAUCCAUUCUGCGAUGGCAUCGAGGGUGUGGUUGCUGCUUAUCAGGCGUGUUUACCUCAACUGAAGCUCUGGGGCCCCACCAACUUUGCACCAAUCAUCAGGCACGUGGCGUGCUUUGCCAGACAAGCUUUGCGCCAGAACACGGCCUCACAAUACUACGUGCUGCUCAUCCUCACAGACGGAGCCAUCACUGACAUGGACGAGACCCGCACAGCCAUUGUGGAAGCCUCUCAUCUGCCCAUGUCGAUCAUCAUCGUGGGCGUGGGAGGGGCCGAUUUCGAGGCCAUGGAGUUCCUGGACAGCGAUGAGCGGUUGCUGCGUUCACCGAGGGGCGACACCGCCGCGCGAGACAUUGUCCAGUUUGUGCCCUUCAGGAUGUUUAAUGGGAAUCACAUGACCCUCACUCAGAGUGUCCUCGCCGAGCUUCCUGACCAAGUGACCUCCUUCUUCAACUCCUACAAGCUGAGGCCACCAAACAUAUCCAACAACCCAGAGCCGUCGUAGACGGAGAACUUUUAGAAAUCAGUAUUUCCUGCUUGUCUGCCUCAUCUGCAACUGGUGUCUUGGUCUUAUGAACGCAUGAAUGAGUGUGACCUGGCUCCAACAGCUCGUCUUAUAACCUUGAUGUGACUUAAAGUAUUGAUAAAUGUGGCAUGGAAUAAAUGGAUCUGAAAUAGAUGUCGACUCCUCA